AAACUGAAGGUAUUCUCUUACUAUUCUAUUCUAACUUUCAACAUUAAUGGUUGCUAGUCUGCCUUAUAACUUUGAUAUUUUAAUGCUUCGGCAGAGAUAUGAAUUAAAAGUAAACAUGCACUGCCCAGGAUGCGUCGAAAAAGUCAGAAAACUCCUCAGAAAAGUAGAAGGUGUAUACACUGUAACCAUUGAUGCUGAACAAAAGCUGGCCUUGGUCGUAGGCAGUGUGGAUUCUUCAACUUUGAUUAAGAAGUUGGCAGUUUCUGGUAAAUACGCAGAGCUUCAAUCUCCAAGUCUCAACCAACAAGAAUUUGAAAUGAACAGAUAUCAAAUGCAAAACAACCAAACACUAAGCCUAAAUAACGGCCCCACUACCUCCAGAGCUCAGCAUGUUUCCCCCACAUCCUUUUGUGGUGAAGAAGAACAAGAAUGGCCAUCAGGAUUGUUCCAAAGCCAGGAUACAGGAGCAAAAGCAAUAACAGGUCAAUACAGUCAGAAUUUCAUUUCCGCAACAAUGGUGAAUAACAUGCAUACGGGCAACAAUGGUAUUGGUGCUGAUUUUCUUGGUUUCAGGAGCCAUGAAUAUGGUGCAUUUCAAGAGCACAAUGCAGGGCCAUGGGUGUAUAAAGAAUAAGGAUGAUGAAUACUAACAUGCAGGCGUACUAACUACUCAGUAGAGUAGAUAAUGAAUAGGCACAGUAACUAUAUCAUGACAAUAUAAGCAAAGCAACAUGAUUACCUCAACUCCAGAUGAUGAUGAUGGUUAAGUAUUAACCCAUUUUUCCUGAAUUCUUAGUAGUCUGACUAGUCUUUUAUGUUUGGAUCUGCACCAACCCCCUGACUAUUAUAAAUAAGAAUGGAAGGGCUCAUUUAAAACACAACAACGUGUUGUAUUGUAUUGUAUCGUAUUGUGCUGGAUUGUAUUGUAUUAGUAUUCUUUAAUACAAUACUAUGUUUGGUGUUAACUUGUAUUAAUUAUGUAAAAUUAUGUUACCUUUACCAUAAACUCUACCCUAACCUCGACUCUGGCCCUAGACCCGGACCCCAUCUGCACACCUCGACCUCAGACUCGAACCCCAGGGCAGGAUUCAAGGUUCGGGAUCGGGGUCCAAGGCCAAGGCCGGAAUUCGAGUCCAAGGCCAAGGCUGGGCCAGGGCCUAGGGCCCAAGUCCGAGUGCAGGUCAGGGUCCGAGUCCAGAUUUAGGGUUUGGGGUUCGAGGUUCGAGUGCGGGUUUAGGGCUCGGUGUCAGGGUCGGGGUCUAGAGUUAGGGUCUGGGGUCGGGGUUCAAGGUCCAAGACCAGGUCCGUAGUCUACGUCUAGGGCCAAGGUCCGAGGCUAGGGCUAGGUCCAAGUCCAGGGUCUGGGUCCAAGACCGAGUCUGGAGUCGUCUAGUGCCGAAACUUAGGUUUGUGGCCGAGGUCCGAGGCCAAGGCUAAGUCUAGAUCCAAGGUUUGGGUCUGGAUCCAGGUUCGGGGUUUGUGUCUAGUUCUAAGUCUGGGUCCAUGGUUGGGCCCGUGUCCAAGUCCCCAA
Molecule: messenger RNA, 1531 nt
Organism: Cannabis sativa
Lineage: Eukaryota; Viridiplantae; Streptophyta; Magnoliopsida; Rosales; Cannabaceae
Product: heavy metal-associated isoprenylated plant protein 37-like
Exons: 2
Coding region: 47-634 (195 amino acids)
Molecular function (GO): metal ion binding
Source: RefSeq, a predicted model, not a curated record